AUUGAAUCCAGUUAAUUAGCUGCUACUGCCAUGCCUCUUUCUCUCUUUCCUUUUCAUCUCUCAGUCCAAAUUACUCCAUGCAAAUGAUAUGAAGAAGAAGAAUGCAGCAGUCCUGUGAUUGUUGUCAAUAUAAUUUUUGAUUGAAGAAAAAGGUAAAAUUAAGAUGGCGAAGAGAUACCAGCCAACGGUAGCAGAUGACGAGUCAUCAUCAACGGCAGCUCAAAAUUCUGAUCGCGCCGUCGCUAGACACCAUAAACACAUUUUCCCCCUGCUAAUUGUCUGCAUUGUAAUUCUCUCCGUCGCUACUUCCUUUUUUUUCUUCUUCUUCUUCUUCAGGCGAAAACUCCUCCCGAUUAUCCGGCGACGAUUCGCAACUCAAGGGAGGUUGAAAGCUGAGAAAUUAAUGUUGAGAGGGUUCGAGUUGGGGGAACUAGAGAAGGCGACAAACAAUUUCAGCGAAGACUGCUUGUUGGGAUGUGGUGCAUUUGGGAAUGUGUACAAGGGUAACUUUCAUCUACAAGGCACACUAGCCAUCAAGAGGGCUCGCCCAAAUUCUUACCAUACCUUACAAGAGUUUAGAAAUGAAGUUAGGCUUCUCGCAAAAGUUAAACACAGGAAUCUAGUAGCUCUGGUUGGAUUUUGUGAACAACCAGGAUUAAGAGGGGAAAAAAUCUUGGUUUAUGAGUAUGUACCUAAUGGCUCUCUGCUCGAGUAUAUAAUGGGGACAGGAGGGAAGAGCUUAAGUUGGAGACAAAGAGUAAAGAUAGCUAUAGGAGCUGCAAAAGGCAUUGCUUAUUUGCAUGAGGGUGUAAAGCCAAGUAUAAUUCAUAGAGACAUAAAACCAAGCAACAUAAUGAUAGGAGAAACUUUUGAAGCCAAGGUUUCAGAUUUUGGUCUGGUCAAACUUGGACCUGUUGGGGAUCAAUCACACGUGAUGAGCAGCCAGAUUAAAGGCACACCAGGCUACCUUGAUCCUGCUUAUUGCUCAACCCUUCAUUUGAGUCCUUCCUCUGAUGUCUACAGCUUUGGAGUCAUACUCCUUCAACUUGUUACUGCUAGACCAGUUGUUGAUACAGCAAGAACCAAACCAAAUUAUCACAUCAUUGAAUGGGCAAGGCUUAGUAUAGAGCGCAAGAAAAUUGAAGAAAUCAUAGAUGCAAAACUUUUACUAGACCGAUAUUGCAACAUGGAAAUGAUGCUGAAGAUGGCACAACUCAGUCUUAGAUGUGUGGUAAAGAACCCCAAAGAUCGACCCACGAUGACUCAGGUGUGGCAAGAGUUGGAAGUUGCGUUUAAUUCAACUGUCAGCUUCAUUGGCAAGAGACUUUCGAGGAAUGUUUCUCGGGUAUCAGCUGGUGAGUCUGGUAAUAGAUCAAUGGAGUAUGACUAUUCUCAAAGCAUCGUAAGCUUAGAUGGUGUAAAAUUGGAGAGGUUUCUUGUUGAAAUGGAUAGUGUCUCCUUUCAGAGUGAGAAAUUAAGAUGUCUGGAAGCUAAUAGCUUUAGCUUUGAUGUUGAUGAUGUAAACAAUAGGAAAGUAGUUGUUGAGGAAACAGAGAGCGAAAAUGGAGAAGAGAGGUUGAUCUCAUAAGGUGUUGUAAUCGAGAAGGAAAU
This is a messenger RNA of Carica papaya (papaya), 1611 nucleotides long. Its product is annotated as putative serine/threonine-protein kinase PBL7. Gene Ontology annotation, biological process: protein phosphorylation. Gene Ontology annotation, molecular function: protein kinase activity; ATP binding. The record is from RefSeq and is a predicted model, not a curated record. NCBI's taxonomy places the organism in Eukaryota, Viridiplantae, Streptophyta, Magnoliopsida, Brassicales, Caricaceae.